GCAGUUCGGCUAGACCGCCCGAACAAAGUGGCUCCAGACGGCAGAGAGCUCUUUUCCCCCCCUCAGUGCUGCACAGAUUGAUGCUAACUGGCUAACAGCCUGCAUUCACACGAGCAAUGGGACAGUGAAGUGUGACAUGGCAAAGAGUGUGUUUAGUGCACUCUUUCACAGCAACCUUGCAUUUGGACCUGGAACAGAGUGUACCUUGUCAUGAGUACACCACUCUAGCAGUGAUUUCCUGAGUUGUCAUGGAGACCUUAGCGGGAAGUGAGGUGGUUGGUGCGGCCGGUGGGCCACCAUCAGACUCCGUAUCCCCUGAUCCUCAGCAGUCCCAGACAUCACCAACGGGGAAGCUAAAGAAGACUGCAUUUAGGUUUUUUGGAGGUCGUAAGAGCAUCUGUAUGCUCCCAAGCUUCUUUGGAGGACGGGGAAAAGGACAAGGAAGGGGCUCAUCCAAAACAGGUGUAACCAAGAGCCAGACGUAUGAUGGCGUGAGCAGAGGAUGCUGGGAAGAAAGCAUCAGGGGGAGUGGUGAUAUAACUUCGGCAGACUUUGAGUUCCACAACCCGAAUGGCUCGAGUGAGUCACAAAAAAUGCGUGAAGGUCUUGCAAAGUCGCAGUCCCUCCCACGACAAAGAAGAGGCCUUAGAGGUCUGUUUAGCAGCAUUAGAAGACACCGAAAAAACAAACAUGUUGAACUGGAUAAAAAUGAGAUGUUUGAAAUGUCAUUGGGUGAAACAGUGCCUGCUACUCAGCAGAAUGCUGGCCGUCUCAGCGAUGCUGGUGAUGGUCGUCUGGGCAAGGUCUUGGAACCAGUUGUGCCUAUUGCAGAUAAUGGCAGCAAUUCUGAAAAGCCGUCUGCUUCUGCAGCCGACGAAUGUACAAAGGACGAAACUCUAGUGCCUGAGAAACGACGGAGCAAGGGGAAGGUGGGUGAGGCAGAGGAAGGAGACACGAGGAGAGAUGAAAGAAAAGAUGAUGAUAAGGAGGAGGAAGAGGAAAGAAAGAGAAAGGCCAGAUUGUCUACAUAUCGCCAGCCGUUAUCUGCUGACUCUGAGAUGGCUCGCCUGGCUGAGCUAAAUGCUGACGUGCCUGAGGGCGAGUUACCUACAAUGUCUGCCUCCUCUGACAAUGUGAAUAUGAUCUUUGGCGAUGUGUCUUCUUUGAAGAGCUUUGACUCUCUUACUGGUUGUGGGGACAUAAUUGCAGACCAGGAUGAUGUCAGUGUUGCUGAGAGUUCAGUUUCAGGGGAGAGGGGAAGUCGCAAUGCUGGCAAACGCAGCUCUUGCCUUAUUACUUAUCAGGGAGGCGGAGAGGAGAUGGCAACUCCAGAUGAAGUGGACAGUGAUUAUCUACACAGUCUUUGGGAGUCAGAUACUGGCAACGAGGUCUGCUACCUACCAUCAGAGCAGACUGACAGCUUGUCAAUCACACCUGAUCAGCCAAUCAGCACAUUUCAUACUGCCACUACAAGCAGCAGUGGCAACACCAGCACUAGCUUUUUGGGGGGCACAGAAACAGCCCUUACUCCUACUGACCUUCUAACCCCACAGAGUGACCGUCAAGAGUCUGUUCCUAACAGUGACGAGGGGUACUACGAUUCCACCACACCGGGAGCUGAUGAGGAAACAAGGGAACGUCCGCGGCAAGAAAGGCUUCCACGGGACAGCUAUAGUGGCGAUGCCCUUUAUGAACUUUUUGAGCCAGAUGACCGAUUGCUUAGUCCACCUCUUCCCUCGAAAGACAGUCACGGAUUCUUGGGAGCUCCCUUGCAGGGCAGCAAAGGUAAAGGAGACCUGCUGUAUGCACUGGAAACUGGCGCAAUGGAGACCGAGGAGGAACGACUCGGUAAGAUACAGCAUGCCUUGCUGUGCUGUGAGUUGCAGAACCUGAGAAGUCCAUCCAAAGAUCUGUAUAGUGGGGAUUGCUUUUAUAGUGAGUCAAAUAUUGAGGAUACCUGCAAAAGCUCAGCUGAGGAAGGGCUCCAUCAGCAUGGUGCCAGAUCAGCGCAAGGAGGCCAAGUCAUAAAGGAGGCUUUGUCUCACAGCGGGUCUCAGCUCACGCACAAACCUUUAUACAGACCUAAAGCUGAUUCAAGGUGUAGCCCGCAAGUCUCAAAGACACCUAGUCCUCCUCAAGACAUGGUCCUGUAUCCUGAGCAAGAACGCUGCGAAGCAUCGAAUGGCAGCUCCUUACCACCGAGCGGAGGCCGCAGCCAGUCCCAAGAGGAGCUCAUGGUCUGUUUCUCACAAGCCUUGGUAGAUUUCACCAAAAACACUCGACUGUACCGCAACUCUACAGAGAGCUUAGAUGGUUCAGAAUCCAGCUCACCUUUUGGGCCAAGCCUGAGUGCUCUUCCUGCCAUUGUUACGUUUGAUGUGGUUGAUAUGGAAAACGAGGGUGAAUGCGAACAGCAAACAGAGCUUGUUGAGGCAGAGGAGGAGUUAACUUCCCCUUAUGAGCCGUUUGAGGAUGACGGCUGCUACCUGCAGCAGGAUGCCUUUGCUGAGUGUGAUCAAAGAACCUUUGAUGCCUAUGAGCAGAGCUUGUUGUUCAGCAAUGCUUGGGGCAUCACAAGCCUUCCUCGGCACCUUAGCCUGGGCCGGCCAUGCCCUCCCAUUCCCGCUCCGCUAGCACUUAACCGCCGUAGCCGCUCUCUGGAUACAGAUAGUUUGGAGUUCCACACCAGCGAGCUUUACGCAUCAGUAGCAUCACAUGGUCAAAAGAUGGCUCCCUUUUUCCACCACAAGAAAAAUAACCCGGAAACAGGGGGCUGUUGUGACAUGGCGCUACCACGGCAUCCAGCAAGGGAUCAUGGAGAUGGUUGGAGGCAGGGGCGUGCUUGUGUAUUUGAAUCCUCCCAGAAAGCAAGUCUUUCUUCACAGCAGCAGCAAAAGUUCUCCCAAGGCAGUCAUUGGAUGGAAACAAUGUCAAGCUGUUCUUCUAACCGUCAAUCAACAGUCAGACCCUCACACCUCCCCCUACAGGCCUCCUCUCACAGUGGCAGCUCAGCGAGUACUGGCAGAGUAGCUGCUGAAGGAGAUGUAAUGGCCGGUGGAGGCGAUGCCCUGUACCCUUACAGUAAUCCACCAUCAGCAACGCAGUGGAAGAGUCGACCAGUUGGAAUCACCCAGGGUAUACCCCAUCUUCGUUCUGACCAGUCCGAGAACCCAAGAGAAAUCCCAGCCAAGAGUCGGAGGGCAGAACUGGAAGGGGGGUUCUCCACAGCAACCCCUAAACGUACCAUGUGAACAAUCAUAUUUUUUGUCUUUUUUUUUCUUCAUUCAAAAAAAAAAAAAAAAAGAUGUAGAUCUCAUCACCAAAGACACAGCUGGAUGUUUACUGACCAUUCUUGAUUUGUAUACACGUCUGUCCUCCCACACAGUUUUGCUGUUCUCUACAGAUAAGCUAAUAUAUUUUAGAAAAUGUGUAGAUGUUGAUUUUCUUUUCCACCAUUGUUUUUAUUUUUCAGUUUAGAAGCCAUGU
This is a messenger RNA of Astyanax mexicanus (Mexican tetra), 3486 nucleotides long. RefSeq names its product APC membrane recruitment protein 1 (gene amer1). Gene Ontology annotation, molecular function: phosphatidylinositol-4,5-bisphosphate binding; beta-catenin binding. The transcript has 2 exons. Gene Ontology annotation, biological process: regulation of canonical Wnt signaling pathway. Bases 249 to 3251 code for a protein of 1000 amino acids. The record is from RefSeq and is a predicted model, not a curated record. Lineage: Eukaryota; Metazoa; Chordata; Actinopteri; Characiformes; Acestrorhamphidae. Gene Ontology annotation, cellular component: plasma membrane.